This is a messenger RNA of Lagenorhynchus albirostris (white-beaked dolphin), 209 nucleotides long. Its product is annotated as translation machinery-associated protein 7-like. Lineage: Eukaryota; Metazoa; Chordata; Mammalia; Artiodactyla; Delphinidae. The coding region runs from base 15 to 209 and encodes 64 amino acids. The record is from RefSeq and is a predicted model, not a curated record. The transcript has a single exon.
GGGCAGCAGGCACCAUGUUGGGCCAUGAAGGUGGCAAGAAGAAGUCCUUGAAGCAGCCCAAGAAGCAAGCCAAGGAGAUGGGGAAGGAAGAUAAAGCACUCAAGCAGAAAAAGGAGGAGGAGCAGAAGAAACUCGAGGAGCUAAAAGGGAAGGGUGCGGGUAAAGGCCCCCUGGCCACAGGUGGAAUUAAGAAAUCUGGCAAAAAGUAA